AUGCAACGGACGGAGCUUUUACCUACAGGCCGCAGUGUUAAUGUACUGGACGUGGAUGACAACAAGACAUGGAAUAGCCGCAAGUCCAUGGACGAAAACGACGAGCAGCGACGACAGCGCAUCACUGCACGGGCGGAAGAAAUUGUGCGUGGCAAACGCUGCGUCGGGAUGCUCGUGGGUGCUACGUGUCCCGUUUGCCUCACGGGCGACGUCGAUACGCAGCUGUCCGAGUGUGGCCACUUGAUCCAUGCCAAGUGCAUCAAGCGCUGGAUCCAGUCAGGUACUUGUUGUCCUGUCUGCAGAGAAGAGGUUGUGAAUGUGGAGGAAGCUUUUACGUCUCCGACCGCUUUAGCAAUGACUAAAGACCGUCUUACAUCGUCGUCCGAAGCUGGAACUUAUCUGCCGGACGACGAAGUGGGAAUGCAGACAGAGGACGAUGCAGGCUACGAAUGGGGCUGGUUCGAGGACUUUGAUGAAGGUGACAACGUAUCAGACAAUGGUUUUCCGACCAAGAGCAGUGACAUGGUUUACUCGGCUCGUCGAUCACUGCCAACAUUUCCAGCCUCGGCCAGCAUGCAGUCCCUUACGACGCUCAUGCUAAACCGGAAAACGUCAAACUCCUUUGACAUGUUUCGGACAUUUCCACCUCUUCGUGAGGUCUAUGAUACACCGUACCAUCAGAGCAAGUACUCGUGGAUGCGAGUGCUGCCGUCUCACCGUCACAUUGCAGCCACGAUUCAGAUUCGCAGCUUCCGCAUCGUAGAAGCCAAGAGCUCCAAGGAGCAACACGCCGAGUACCUCAUCGAGAUGCAGCUCGACGGCCACUACUUUAGCCGUUGGCGUCGCUUCUCAGAGAUUUACCGCUUUGUGUGUUUACUGAACCACAACCAGUUUCGGCAGUCGCUGGCAGCGUGGCAGCCCAUUGGGGCCAACAGCCGCUGGUUCAACCGCCUUGAGCUCAGCUACUUGCACAAACGGUGCCGAAUGCUCGAGGAGUUUGCCCACACGCUGUUAAUCGAGUGCUGGAACGCACACCCGCUGGCCGACCUGAUCGAGUGCUAA
Messenger RNA from Peronospora farinosa, 1062 nucleotides. The record is from the annotation of a GenBank genome assembly. Lineage: Eukaryota; Oomycota; Peronosporomycetes; Peronosporales; Peronosporaceae.